UUCUCUCUUUCUGUCAAUCUCUUUCUCUCUCUCACACACUUCUCUCUCAAUCUCACACUCAAUCUAUCCCUCUCACUCUCUCUACUUUAUUUAUGGAGAGUUACUCUCUCCUCCACAGUUCUUACCAGAGUUCUGUUCUUUUCUCCGGCUUCGGGAAGCUGCGCUCUGACAGGAGGCUGUGUGAUGUUGUCUUGGAGACGGGAGGCAUGUCCUUCCCGUGUCACCGCGUCCUAUUGGCCAGUUCCAGCCAGUAUUUCUGGUGUUUGUUUGGUGAGAAGAUGGAGGAGAGGAUAGCUGCUUGCAUUAGACUCCCAGCGCUAACUCCUGCAGGACUAGAGACUGUUCUGGACUUCCUGUACUCUGGAUGGCUCAGCCUAUCAGCUACCUCACUGCCCGUUGUUCUGGAGACUGCCAGGUACCUUCAGGUGGACACAGCUGUGUCGCUAUGCGAGCGCUUCCUUAGCGACGGGCUGUCGCUGAGGACCUCAUGUUUCUAUGCCAACCUGGCUGAGCACCACUUCCUGCCUGACGCGCUGGCAGCCGCCAAUCAAAUCAUCGCCAUGGAGAUGGCCACUUUGCUACAGGAGGACAGGGAGGGGCUUCUGGGGUUGAACGUCCAAUCACUAACGGAUGUGCUGGACAGGGAUGAACUACCUGGUGUCAAGGAGGUGGAGCUACUGAAACUUACGCUGGAUUGGCUGGAUGCUAACCAGCCUCUCCCAUUGGUCCGCUGUAACCUGCUGCUCAGCCGACUCCGUUUUGGAUUGGUUACUCCCUCUGACAUCACAACAAUAAGCCCUGCCCACACCAACAUGAACACGCCCCUGAUGAGGAGUAAGGUAGCGCAGGCGCUGGAGUAUCAUUGGCUGGGCUCAGCUAGACCAAUAAGACAGAGCCGACACUCCUCCCUCAGAGCAGCAGCCAACCACGUGCUCCUAGUGGGGGGUGGGCCCAGCACUGAUUGGCCACAGCAGCAGGUGCUCACCUUCGACCUUAGAGACAGGAAGUGGUCAUCAUUGAGCGCUGGUCUCCCACGACGACUGAAGAACCACUGUGUGUGCUGCGUCGGGGGGUUCCUGUUUGUGAUUGGAGGAGGAGAGGUGAAGGGCGGAGCAGAGGGGGGCGAAGGGAAGUCUGUUUCUAUGAUGACAACUAAUUGUGUGUGGCGGUACGAUCCUCGCUUUGCAUGCUGGGAGGAAGCGGACCCCAUGCUGGAGAGGAGAUCCCAGUUCAGCUGCUGUGUUGUAGACCAUGUCAUCUACACUAUAGGGGGAACACACACACACUCAGACACACACUCCUGCCUGGCCUCAGUGGAGUUCUAUGACAUGGCAGCAGGUCAUUGGCGGAGAGGAAUUUCUCUGCCCCGCCCCCUUUAUGGCCAUGCCUCGGUCACCCUGGGAACUGGAAUCCUAAUGUCUGGUGGUAGCCAUGGCAACCAGGACCAUACACAGGUCAGUAUCCAGGAGGGUAAUCAGGGCAACUGUGAGGUCCUCUUCCUAAAUAUGGUUGCUAGGGGUGGAGUUUGGGAGAAGCGAGCACCGAUGUCCAUUGGCCGUUUCGGUCACCGCAUGGCAACAGUUGCUGGAUGUGUCUACGCGUUACUAGGAAUGUACGAGCACUACUGCGAUAUUGAGCGAUAUGACUCACUCGCUGACCAGUGGACACGCCUUCGCCCAGCACUCAUUGGCUCAUUCGACUACGGACUGGUGGCAACAGCAAAUGGGAGGCUGCUGCUGUUUGGAGGCAGGAAAUGGCGGGAUGGACAGGAAGUGAGCGUAGCAGGUGUUCUAGAAUAUGACACAGAGAGAGACCGUUGGGCCGAGAUCUGUCAGCUACACACUCCUCUGACUGGAACACAAUGUGUUGUGAUGGCUCUGUCAGACUAACACAAUAUACAGGGAGUAAAAAUAACAUGGCUAUAUACAGGGAGUAGAAAUAACAUGGAAAUAUACAGGAUGUAGAAAAUAGCAUGGCUAUAUACAGGGAGUAGAAAAUAACAUGGAUAUAUACAGGGAGUAUAAAAUAAUAUGGCUAUAUACAGGAAGUAUAAAAUAACAUGGCUAUAUACAGGAAGUAGAAAAUAACAUGGUUAUAUACAGGGAGUAGAAAAUAACAUGGUUAAAUACAGGGAGUAGAAAAUAACAUGACCAUAGUGGUUCUUCCUUUAAAAGUUGCGUUGUACUGCCACACAGCUUGAGGGCUGCUGCGGAUUGCACGUUAUUUAAGUGUCAGCCAUUGUUGCCAUUAAGGCUAGUUAGUAUUAAUGCUAGUUAAUACUAGUUUGACCACCAGAGGGCAUGUUUGAGAAGCAUUUGACUGUAUUAAUAUUGGCUGGACUAGAGAUUUCAUUUUUUUUGUAAGAACAUAGUAUAUGUGAUUUAGCUUAAUUCAUUUGAUUAAUAUUAUGGUGUUUCUAUUCCAAGAAAAAUGAAAAACGAAACCCUCGGGGUUUCCAUUAGGAAAAUAUGGCACUGUACAACGCUGUACUAAGUGACUGCGAGUGAAGAGGAAAAUAAUCCUAACAUUUCUACACCCUAAUUGUAGGCUAUCCAAUACCCAAACGGAGAUUCAGUGAAAAUUAAAAUCUCAUUGAUUUACCAAGACCAGUCCCCAUGCUCAGAGCAGCACGAAACGGUGCUGAAAUAGUUGACCACACGCGGGUAUAGCCAUGUUCAAAUCCUAUCAUAACAAUUGGAUGACUUUGUUCCAGUAAGAAACAAUUUGUUGCCUUCGUUAGACUACUUUAUUCUGAAAAAUUAAUCUGUAAAUCUGCCAAGCCUAUAAGCAAAGAUGAACUGGUGAAGGCCAUCAAGAUGUUUUGGCUUGAGAAACUGACAAUACAACAAUGCAACAAAUACAUUGAUCAUUUCAGCAAGGUUUUGCCAUGUGGUCGUGGAUCUGGGGGGAAGUGCAACUAAAAUUUAGCUGAGAUGUGUACAGUAGUGGAAAUAAACAUCUGUAUUUUAAAAGUAUUUUUUAUUGUUAUUUUAUUAACGAAAGCAUAAAGAUGUUGAUGAACAUAUACUGUGUUAAACUUUAGAGUACUUAAGCAUCAAAUACAUUGCAAGUUGGGUGGAUUUUCACACCUACAGUGGCCGGGCUAUUAAACUAAUCGUGGAUAACAGAUCGGCUCUCGGAACUCAUUCUGCUUCUUUCUUCAAUAUGCUUUAAAUGUCACAAAUAAUUGAACCCAACAUGAGCAGAUGAACUUGGUCAAAACAUGUAUUUAUUAAAGACUGUCAG
Messenger RNA from Oncorhynchus gorbuscha (pink salmon), 3246 nucleotides. Its product is annotated as kelch-like protein 34. The transcript has a single exon. Gene Ontology annotation, molecular function: protein binding. The record is from RefSeq and is a predicted model, not a curated record. NCBI's taxonomy places the organism in Eukaryota, Metazoa, Chordata, Actinopteri, Salmoniformes, Salmonidae. The coding region runs from base 93 to 1889 and encodes 598 amino acids.